CCACCCCCCUCGGCCUGUUUCUUCCAGAUCGCCAUCCGGGCCUGCUUCCUGGGCUUUGCGUUCGGGUGCGGCCUGUUGCUCAGCUUCAGACAGUCUUCAUGGAAACAUUUUGGCUGGUACAUAUGUUCUUUGUCGCUGUUCCAUUAUUCAGAAUAUUUGGUAACCGCAAUUAACAACCCCCGAAGCUUGUCUCUGGAUUCUUUCCUGCUCAACCACAGUUUUGAAUAUAACAUGGCUGCUCUUUCCUCGUGGAUCGAGUUCACCGUGGAAAAAUUCAUUUGCCCGGAAAUGAAGCAGAUCUUUUGGCUCAGCUCCGCGGGCCUGCUCAUGGUGGUCUUGGGCGAGUGCCUGCGGAAAGCGGCCAUGCUCACCGCCGGCUCCAAUUUCAACCACAUCGUUCAGAAUGAGAAAUCCGAGACCCACACGCUGGUGACGCGGGGCGUGUACGGGUGGUUCCGCCACCCUUCAUACGUUGGGUGGUUCUACUGGAGCAUCGGAACUCAGGUCCUCCUCUGCAAUCCCAUCUGCCUGGUGGGUUACACCCUGGUGUCCUGGCGUUUCUUCCGCGAGAGGGUCGAAGAGGAAGAAAGGACGCUGAUUCAUUUCUUCGGAGAAGAAUACCUGGCCUAUAAGAAGAAGGUACCCACCGGCCUGCCGUUUAUCCGAGGGCUUAAAAUCGAACUGUGAGACCCACCCGGGCGAAACGAGGAAGCCCUCCACUCGGCACCGUUGCCUGCCCCAUCAGGGGCUGGCUUUCCUAGUCGGGGGAAAUUCUUUGGGGGUUUGCAGAGGGCUAAGAUAAGUUUUGGGGUCAUAGGCUACCUUCCUUAAAAAUACCCACCUUGCUAAGAGGGAUUUGGGGAGCGGCCUAGAGUUCUCAGACCAAGCCGUAAGGCUGUUUUUUUUUUUAAAAAAAAGAAAAUAAUUGUCAUUUGUUCUUUGGCGGGCCGAACAAAGACGUUGCAGCGAGUUCUAACCCCGGCCUGGCCGAAAGGGGAGUGGAGAGAGAUUCUCGCGGACGAGCUUUUUCCCAAAAAUCAUGCCCAUCUUCCUCUCUUCCCGCUUCCCCUUCCGAACGGCUGCUUGAAGCCUGAUCUUAAGCCCUCUGGGAACAAAUCAUUCUCACCCAGCUGGGUCGAUCGACUCGUAGCCGCAAAUCCCUCUUCUUCUUUUAACCGCCUGCAACGCUUUCGGUCCCCAAAGAGAGAAUUUUGGGGGCGGGGAAGGUUUGGAAAUGCUUGGGGAUUUUUUUUUGGUCACUUAUGCAAAACCUUUAAGACAAGUCUGAAACGGUUGGUUUCUAAACGUCAUGCUUCCUUCCUUUCUUUUUUUCUCUCAUUGUCAUCUUGACUUUUUUCCUCUCGACCUUUUGCCGUUUUCAUUUGAGAAAGCGUUCAAAAUUCAUUUCGGUAAAGAGGAGCAGCAAAACCUGUUCUCUGACUUGGCGCACACUUGCAUAAGUUGAUAAAAACCACAGGGAGAGUCCUUUCUUCGUCAAACUCUGACAGGUUGUCCCCUUUCCGAUCACGCUCUUCUGUUCACGUUACAUGCCAAAGAGACAUUUCUUACCUUUCUGUGUUAUUCUAGGGCUGCGCUUAUAAUCAGGAUAGGAAUUGAGGCUUAGCAGAAAUAGAGGAACCCACAGGAGGCCCGCUUGCAGUUCAGUGCAGUGUUUUGCCCCCAGAUGCAAUCGAUCUUUCAAUCUAACCGGCUGUCUGUAUUCCUUAACCAUACCUGAGGCUCGUGUGAAACAGAAAAGGGAGGUUUUCACCCUGUGGAGGGUGGAAAACUUUAAAAAGGUUUUGUGAUUGGAAAACUACUAAUUGCAGAGGCAAGCAACUUUUAGUUUCUUUACUAAAUCUAAUCUUCCUUUUUCCCUUCCUCCCUUCCAUCUUCCUUUUGUUUCUCUUUCCUUCCUCCCUUCUUCCUGUUUUUCCUUCCUUCCUUCCCUCCCUCCCUUCCUUCCUUCCUUCCUUCCUCACUGAUACAAGGCUCACUUAAAACAUGCACACCCAAACAGCCCUCUGUGCUCUGAAAAGCUGUAUUCUGAAUUUGUGUAAGACUUUAGACUGUUUACCCAAUUGCUCCUGCUGUGCCUCACCCUAUCAUGUACUUUUGAGAAAAAAAAUUUUUUCCUUUCGCAUAAUUGAUUCUAAGAGAUGGGGCUAAAGGCUGUGCAGAGAUCUGAGCCCCCUGAUGUUUGAUGAUCUGACUCUUCUGGGGUUUGAGAUUUCACCAGACCGUCCACCCGCUCUUGUCCCGCCCCCCCAGAACCCCAGUAUAUUUUUGCAACCCUAAAAGCUGAGGCUCUUGGAAAGCUGCAUUUUGCAGCCCUAAACCACACCUUCUAGAAGACAAUGAACAAUGAACAAUGCUGAGCAAGGCUGGUGGGUGGUGCAGCACGUGGUGGGGGUUUUCCAACCAUUGUUGUAGCCUGUGGUGUUGAUCCUCAUGUUAAGCAAGACCAUGGUUUGUCUGCCUGGUCUGGAGAAGGACAGAAGAGGAUGGGAGGAUUCCGCUUCGGUGGAAUUGGGGGGCAGGACAGAGAAAGGACAUUGCUGGUGAGGCUCCUGUUAUAUGUUUAGCUCUGCUCUUGAGUAAAGAGUUGGACCUGGUUGGUCGUCUUGAAGGGGAUGAGCUUGUGUCGCAGUCUCCCUUCUUCCUAGGCCGGCUUUGGCUCCCACAUUUUACAUUUGGGGGCGAGGAUGACCACAGAGAUGAAAGCGUGCCAGUGUUUUUCCUGCAGCUGAAAAAUGCAGGGCGGAAAUUGGAAGCCCUCCAGAAAUCCCACCUCCUGCUGAUGAAGGAGAUCAGACCAGGCUUUGCUUUUGGCGAUCUUAAUACUUUAAUCUGAACGCAAGGCUGGUUUAAUUUUAGCAGCAGAACGAGGGUAGGGCUGGUGAGAGACCUUAAGACCAAGAUCUACAGGCUGGAGACUUUCUGACGAGCUCCGCUUAAUCCGCGGCGCACUGCAAACGCGCUCUUGAAACAUCUCCCCGAUGGCCUCGUGCUGAACCUAUGAAUUCCCUAGCGUGGCCCUGAGAAAUUUGCAACCCCCCAAUCCACAGGGAUCUCCAGUCCUGAGGUUUAAAGAUUCGCUGUGGAAUCUGCGCUGGGGAAAAACGCCUUUCCCGUUUCACCGAUCCAACUUCUGAGCGAGCAGAGGGGGGGUCCACGCAUCUGAUCCAUCUGCAGAAUUAAACCCACCGCUGUUUUCCCCAAAGCCCUUGGCGGGCUGCAAAGAACCCAUCAAGAGGCCUCACUUACUUUUUAAGCAUCGCUUUUUCCCCAAGGCACGGUCGGGAGGUGUGGCAGACGCAAAGCCUGUUGAAAUCUCAGAUGCGCGCAUUCUCCAGGGUGUGCAGAUGUCAGUUCAAAUUGUUUUAAAGCAAGGGACAGUUGUGCAAAUUGACUCCCAUCGGUGUCACCUUUUCUUGAAGCAGAGCUGAGAUGACCCAGGCUGAUAGUUUUAUAAUUUUUUUUUUUUUUUUAAAGACUGGUCACGCAUAUGGGUUGGAAGUCGCGAUUUUGGGGGGUGUCUUUGGGGACGUUGGGCUCUAUUACCUCAACCAGAGAAAUGGAUUUUUUUUUAUUU
Python bivittatus (Burmese python) is the source of this 3595-nucleotide messenger RNA. The record is from RefSeq and is a predicted model, not a curated record. Lineage: Eukaryota; Metazoa; Chordata; Lepidosauria; Squamata; Pythonidae.